Molecule: messenger RNA, 2118 nt
Organism: Opisthocomus hoazin
Lineage: Eukaryota; Metazoa; Chordata; Aves; Opisthocomiformes; Opisthocomidae
Source: RefSeq, a predicted model, not a curated record
AUGACCACAUCCAGCAGGCAGAGCUCUUCUACGUCUAUGGUCAACAACUUGGCCAGAAUAUUUGAUCCAAAUGCUUUGCAAAACCAAGGGCCUGAUAAUGGAAUGGAACCCCCCCAAAUUCUUCGUGUUGCAGGCAGUGAUGUCAGCACAUCUGAAAGUUUUAACAUCAUGGAUAUGAAGUUUGCCUCCCUCGAACAGAAAAUAGAUAAGCUGUUCACUCUGCAAGACAAUGUCCUUAAGAAGCUUAACAGUGUUUCCCAAGAUGUCUGUUGCAUUGAAAAAGACAUGGAGAUCGUAAAGGCAGAAACAUCUGAACCUGGAUCAAGGAUGGAAAGAAAUAAAGAUCUGAGAAGCAGUGAAAUGAAGAGGCUUUGCCUUAAAAUGGAAAAAUCUCUUUCUGAUAUAAACAGGAAUGCAGAGCGGCAGGUUAAAAGACUAGAUGGACUGGAACAAAGCGUUUCUGGAAUACAGAAGCUCGUAGGGUCUCUGGUUGAGAAGGUUAAAACAUUAGUAAUUCAUAAUUCAAGUGUAAAACACCAUGUUCAAAAACGUAAACUUUGCAAGGCAGGUGUUUAUACAAAAGAAGCUGGACAUCUCUUUAGGAUGCACGUUUUCUCGGAGGCAACAGCUGAAGCCCUGCUCAAGAAGAAGAGUGACAAGGUCAUCAAAGAAAAGUCGCAUUUGAAUGAGAUGGGAACAAAAGUGAAGAAGCCACCAGAUUCAACAGAGGGGGCCAUCCAGAAGAGCCAGUUCUGCUCUCAGGAAGAGGUUGAAAAGCUCAACAAGGAAAAUGCUGAGAGGGAAAGUUCUGUUCUGCUUCAGACGGAUCCUCCCAAAUUUCAUACUGAAGGGCCAGAGGAGAAAGGAGGAAAUUUGGCUUCUGAAAGCUAUUACAAAUACAGGAGAAGCUCUGUUCAGAAAUCCUUCCCUACAGAAAAGCAGCAAGAAGGUGCUGUUGAUGAUACUUGUCAAAGGAUAACUGGGCAGGAGAUAGAGAGUGAGUGCCCAGCAGAUGAGGAGAGGAAGGAGGAACAUCAGGUGUCUGGAGGUGCAAGACAAGAGAAGAAGAAGAAUGAAAGGGAGGGAAAUGCUGAUAAGAGUGAGAAAGAAGUUGAGGAACCACCAGCUCCUUCCCAAAAGAAAGAUGAGGCAGGCCAAAGCCGUGAUCAAGAGGCACCAGAGGGAAGGUGUAAAGGCUGCGAAAAAGAUGAUAGUCUUACUCCACCAGCACCGUUUGAUCACCGGAUUGUCUCAGCCAAAAGGGUGGGGAUCAGCAGUUAUUACAACGUCAGUGAGAACGAAAUCCUGGGAGGAGGGCGAUUUGGCCAAGUGCACAAAUGUGAAGAGAAAGCAACAGGUCUCAAACUAGCAGCCAAAAUUAUAAAAGCGAAAGGUCCUAAACAGAAGGAUGAAGUAAAGAAUGAAAUCAAUGUCAUGAACCAGCUGAAUCACGUAAACCUCAUCCAGCUGUAUGAUGCCUUUGAAUCAAAAAAUGACAUUGUCCUAGUCAUGGAAUACGUGGAAGGGGGAGAGUUAUUUGACCGAAUUAUUGAUGAAAACUGCAAUUUGACAGAGAUGGAUACUAUCUUGUUCAUAAAGCAGAUCUGCGAGGGAAUUCAGUACAUGCACCAAAUGUACAUUCUUCAUUUGGAUCUCAAGCCUGAGAAUAUCCUGUGUGUGAACCGAGCAGCAAAUCAAAUAAAAAUUAUUGAUUUUGGAUUGGCAAGAAGGUAUAAACCCAGGGAGAAACUUCGAAUUAACUUUGGUACUCCAGAAUUUCUUGCUCCUGAAGUUGUGAAUUAUGAGUUUGUCUCCUUUCCUACAGACAUGUGGAGUGUAGGAGUCAUUGCUUAUAUGCUCCUCAGUGGAUUGUCUCCUUUUUUGGGUGAUGAUGACAAUGAGACCCUCAACAAUAUCCUGUCCUGUAGCUGGGAUUUUGAAGAUGAGGAAUUUCGAGGUGUUUCUGAUCAGGCUAAAGAUUUCAUCUCAAAGCUUCUCAUCAAGGAAAAAUGCUGGAGAAUAAGUGCAACUGCUGCCUUAAAACACCCAUGGUUAUCAGACCACAAGCUCCACUGCAGACUCCAGGUCCCUAAAUUUAAAUAUCCAUGUGCAUUGUAG